This is a messenger RNA of Corticium candelabrum, 824 nucleotides long. Its product is annotated as leucine-rich repeat-containing protein 57-like. The record is from RefSeq and is a predicted model, not a curated record. Lineage: Eukaryota; Metazoa; Porifera; Homoscleromorpha; Homosclerophorida; Plakinidae. Bases 1 to 594 code for a protein of 197 amino acids. Gene Ontology annotation, molecular function: protein binding. The transcript has a single exon.
AUGUCAUGUCAACUGCCCAGUACUCUUGUGGAAGUGCAAAUGGUGAAAUGUGGUUUGACACAAUCGACUUCGUCUGUGAUCUGCAACAGUGCUAAACUGCAGAGAUUGGAUUUAUCAGGCAACGAUCUGCAGUCUUUCGAAUAUAACAACACAGGGACGAUACGAAAGUUAACAGUCUUGAAUGAUUUAGAAAAGCUGAAUUUGUCAGACAACAGAAAUCUCCACACAUUUACAUUAGCAGGUCUCACCAAGUUGAAAGUGUUGGAUUUGAGAUGCUGUAACAUACAGCAGCUACCAUCAGGAAUGAGUGACCUCCAUCAUAUAGAGAAGCUGUAUUUGGGAGGAAACAAACUAGGACUAUCUUUCACAUUUUCAUGUUUGCAAGGGAAGCAUUUACAAACAUUGGGUUUAUAUAGCUGUGAUAUAGAAAAGGUACAGUGGGAGUUGAUGUCACCUAACAUUUCCUAUGAGCUGGACCUUGCUGGUAACAAGAGAUUAUCGUGUCUUCCUAACAAUAUGUGGAAUGCACUGAACUUGAAGAGAUUGGAUCUAAGUGGUUCUGGUAUAUCAAGUAUACCCAAUACAGGUAAAUAGUAGUAUUACUUGUAAGUGUCCUAGCUAGAGAGAUACGACUAAUUAUGUCAUAUACAAUAUUUCCUUAAAUGACACUCAUCAUUACAUUUUGUUCAUUUUCAAGUGCCAAACACAUUGCUUAUCUCUAUCAAUCAUGUCCAGUCUGUUUGUUACUAAACAGUAUGAUGUACUUGUAUUCAAUGUGUAAUAUUUAUAUAUUUAUUUGAUUGCUGACUAAUGGUCUUGUCAGU